This is a messenger RNA of Procambarus clarkii (red swamp crayfish), 4009 nucleotides long. It is a transcript of the gene Cln3, whose product is annotated as CLN3 lysosomal/endosomal transmembrane protein, battenin. Gene Ontology annotation, biological process: regulation of intracellular pH. NCBI's taxonomy places the organism in Eukaryota, Metazoa, Arthropoda, Malacostraca, Decapoda, Cambaridae. Gene Ontology annotation, cellular component: vacuole; membrane. The record is from RefSeq and is a predicted model, not a curated record.
CUCAGUUGUCAACUGCUGGUGUGAGGUGCGACUACUGCUGUGGUAUCCGCUUCUGCGCCUCACCCACCUCCCCCGACACCGCCUCCGUCGGUACGCUGUGCCUUAGGUAUCCGUAUACGGUGGUCAGGCAUACCAUGAUGGCGCUGAGCUGUGGCAUUCAGCGUUGAUACAUCAGUUGUUGACAUCAGUGCUGAGUCUUCCGAUAAUGUGUGAGCGGAUCUGAGAGUCAGCCAUACAGGUGGUGGCUCAACCUGCUGUUGGUCGUCGACUGUCGCAACCUGCUGUUGGUCGACGACUGUCGCAACCUGCUGUUGGUCGACGACUGUCGCAACCUGCUGUUGGUCGACGACUGUCGCAACCUGCUUUAUGGAACAAUUUACCAGGUGACAACAACGUGUGUUCGCAUGCCCCUGCAAGUGGCGAACCCGCAACCUGGAUCACUCCCGUCUUCUCAGGACCUGGCUCCCGGACCUCCCCUCGGGCCCUGGCUCACGCCCUUACCCUCACCCUUCGCUCAGGACCUGACUCUCACACCUUCCUUUGUCCCCUUAAGAGAGAGGCUGUGUUCCUUCAGGUUCAGUCUGGAUCGUGGUAUAAGCUGUCAUCUGCCUCCCACCACCUACGCAUUUGUUCAGUCUAUAGCUGACCGCCUCGCCGAGCCGCCACCUUUCAUAGCUACGACUAAAUCUUGAAGCUUUACGUCGGACCAAUCCGCGUUCAUGAUCACCUCAGGCACAAGCAUUAUUCAGUUUGUUUAUUCAUAGAUUUAUCACGUUAUCGUGGGUUUCAUUGGUCAUAACUUACCUCGUACAUACGUGAGCAAGGCACCUCCUGUACACCUGGCUUGCCUCCUGCACACCUGACCUAGUCCUCCUCCGUCAUAUCUAGCCAAGCUUAGCCUGGACAUCUGAGCCAGCUGCCCACCAGAAGGUACGGGAUGGUGCUGUACAAACACCAACAGUUGCAGGAGGACGCAGAGUGUCGACAGUGUAUCCUGCAGGAAUGUGACGACUCCCCUUGCCCACGCCUCGCCUCCGACGGGGCAACAGAAGCAGACGAGAAGACGAGCUCAGCAGCAGACAAACUCCUGAAGCAGCAGCAGGAAGAAGACCCGAGCAGCCAGCAGCAGCCGCUCCGGCCCGCCACACCCAGCCACCCCGGCCACCUCACCCCUCCCGCCCAUCCUGCAGGAAGAAGGAAGGGGCGAGGGACAGAGACAGAUGGAGAAGAGCCAAGAGGGAGAGAGAAGAAGGGAAGAGAGAGAGACGAGGAACUGGAAGAAGGUAUUGGGAUGUACCGAGGACCCCCGCGACGCCACCGAGACCUAGUAGCCUAUUGGCUGCUGGGGUUCUGCAACAACUUCACAUAUUGGGUGAUGAUCACCGCUGCUUACGACCUUCUUAGCUCUCAGUCACAGACGGUGACUGAACGCUCCCAGCAACAGUCCAGCCCUACUCUACAGAACUCUAGCAGCGUCACCAUCCGCCCUCCCUACGAUGGCACGAUCUCCCAAAACGAGAGUGUAGAGACCUUCGUCAACACCUUCAAGUGUCUAAGACACUCCACGGGGGCCAUCCUGGUGGCUGACACCCUCCCGGCGACCGCCCUCACCCUGGCGGCGCCCUUGACGCUGCUGGCGGGCGUGGACCUGCGGGUGUGGCUGGUGGGCGGCCUCUGCGUCGCCUCCUACCUCGUCCUAGGCUUGGCCACCUCCAAAUUUGUUUUCCUUGGCGUGGCGCUGGCUUCGGCGUCGCGCGGCUUCUCUGACACCACUUUUCUGGGUCACGCAGCCCACUAUCACAAGCACGUGUUGUCGCUGUGGUCGUCCGGGACGGGCGUGGCCACGUUCCUGGGUCCUCUGCUCUACUCCAGUCUCACCACUGGCGGCAUGAGUCCUCGUCACGCUCUCCUCGUCUUCCUCAUCGUUCCCAUCAUCAUCGUCGUCAGUUUCUGGUGCAUUUUGAGCCGGUUGGUGAAGAGUGAGGCGGGUGUGGAGGCUGACACACAGGACACACUGGCCUAUAACUCGGCUCAGGACGCUGAAAACGAUAAACAAAAGAGAUUGGCUAUUGUUAAAGAAAAACUCUUCUUGCUCUUGAGAGCCAAGCAAUAUCUGCUGCCCCUGUCAGUUUUCUACUUCAUAAUGUACUUCACAAACCAGGGACUGCUGGAGCUUGUUUACUUCCCAGCGUCGCACCUGACGCAUGCGCAGCAGUAUUCCUGGAGCAACACUGUGAGGUGCUUGGGUACCCUCAUCUCCCGCAGUGCACACAAGUUCUUCCUACUCCCCAGCACUUGGAUAUACAGUGCACUGGCUAUGGUGAUCGUGUUGGUGGUGGGGACGGAGGCGCACUACCACUACCUCCCGUCCGAGUACAUCAUCUUUACCCUUCUCUUCCUUCAGGGUCUGCUCGAAGGUGCAGCCUUCAGGUCAACAGUAUUCAAUAUGCACGAAAAGGCAGGUGAUAAGGAACGAGAAUUUUGCCUGGGAAUUUUCCCGGUAUCUUUGUUCCUUCCGGCAAUGUUAGCUGGAUUUGCCUCCAUUCCUGUCCACGACGUCCUCUGUCAGAACCACUUGUACCAGCAGUAGUGUUCUACGUGUUCUAUCAGAACCACCUGUACUAGCAGUAGUGUUCUUCACACGACGUGUUCUGUCAGAACCACCUACACCAGCAGUAGUGUUCUUCACACUACGUGUUCUGUCAGAACCACCUACACCAGCAGUAGUGUUCUUCACACGACGUCCUCUGUCAGAACCACCUACACCAGCAGUAGUGUUCUUCACCGUCUUGCUCAACGUAUGAGUACUGAACAGGAAAUUCGAAAUGCAAUUUGCCAUUAUUUUUGUGUACAUGGUGAAGUGUAUGUUUCUUAUCCAGCUGUUCAAGUAACCAAGUAACACUGUCAAGACAAGUAGCAACAACAGCCACUCCCUAUGCUCAAUGAAUUGUCUAGGAAGGCAUUCGCAGCCAUAGACAUUGUCAGCUGUGCUGUGAUAACUGUACAUAUCGAUUAUAUUUUUAUGUACUUGUGUAUCUCAAUUUCUUCCCCGAUGUUUUAAUGUGCGAAAAAAAAGUUAUACGAAGGAUUUCCAAAGUUAAUAUGUGUGUAUAUAUAUAUAUAUAUAUAUAUAUAUAUAUAUAUAUAUAUAUAUAUAUAUAUAUAUAUAUAUAUAUAUAUAUAUAUAUAUAUACAGAGAGAGAGAGAAUCGAUUACAUUAUCAAGAGUAAGUUCUAUCAUUUUCCUACGUGAUUUCCAGGUAUUCGAGGCAUAAUAUAGAAAAUUGUGUGAACAUUCUAAUUCUAAAUAUUGGAUUAUCCAUUAUGAAAUGAUAACAGGAAUAAAUACAUGUUUAAGAUGACUUUAAAUGAGCUGUAAUAUAAAAUGAACAUUAUUAGAAAACGUGUAAUAUAAAAUCUCUUUAGAAAACAAAACAAUAGAAAAAGAGCUGUAAUAGAUAACAAGAUAACAGAAGACAAGACAUAACAGAAAGAGUGACAGUGGAGCAAUUGCAGUUGUCUGUUUUGUAUCACUCUGAAAACGGUGCGGACAUACACACAUGCAUGAUACAUAAUUCUAACAUAAUACUGCAUGCAGUAUUAUGUAGAAGACGUGAAUAACAAAAUGUAAAAUUCUGUAUAUUUUAUCCGGAUGUGUUCGCUACUGUUAACUGUUUAUUGUACAUUUGUGCCCUGCUCUUCCUGGCUUGGGUUUAGUACAGAGUUAAAUUUAAUAUUAUAGUUAAGUAGGAAGAACAUUUGUACGUCCAGUGUAAUUUAUUUCGUAACACUGAAAAAUAUUCCAUCUAUGACCAGUUAAUGGUUUAAGUAUUUGAUGAUCUUCAAGAGCAUUUUCUCUGCUUCAUUGUCGUAAAUCAUUAAACAAAACAAUAUUUUUGUAGAAUGGAUGAUUAUUGUGUUGUUAUUGUAAUGUGAGAGACCAAGGUCGCAUAGUUUCUUGUAUGGAAACUAAUAUUGCUACUGAAUAAAAACUACUUGUAUCUAAUUCA